AUGUCGACUCCAUCGAAUGUUGAAUCACAAGGUGGCACCAUGAAGAAUGUUUCUGACACACAUGGUUCGUCAUCUGGCACAGGCGGAUCUUCUGGUCAAAGUGGCACUAGUGGCCAAUCCCAACACAUAAAUUUAGGACAAGGUCAGCAACAUACUGGUGGAUCAUCAGGUCAACAGGGUAGUUCAAGUGGUAGCGGUAGCGAUGCUCAUAAACAUGAUGAUAAAUGUGGUAGUAGCUGUAAGAAAUGA
Messenger RNA from Didymodactylos carnosus, 249 nucleotides. The record is from the annotation of a GenBank genome assembly. NCBI's taxonomy places the organism in Eukaryota, Metazoa, Rotifera, Eurotatoria, Philodinida, Philodinidae.